This is a messenger RNA of Pyricularia grisea, 2649 nucleotides long. RefSeq lists its product as uncharacterized. Bases 1 to 2649 code for a protein of 882 amino acids. Lineage: Eukaryota; Fungi; Ascomycota; Sordariomycetes; Magnaporthales; Pyriculariaceae. The transcript is spliced from 3 exons. The record is from RefSeq and is a predicted model, not a curated record.
AUGGCGGAAUCCACCGAUCCAAGCAUGCUCGGGCUGCCUAAUACAUCUACCGAAGCCGACGCCAUAGAAGAGUCAGUCCGUCAACUUCUACCUACUGCAACUGAAGCUAUCGACCAUGUCGACCCCACUGCGACCCAAAACAGCGAGCCUGAUGAAAGUGACCAACAGCCGCCCUCAGUAAUCCCUUCAACCUCAACUGCCCACGUCAAACAGGUAGUGGUGCAUCGACCAGCAGACGUUGAUCGCCUGGAUUACUUUGCCUUUAGUCACAAUGCCGAUGCCUAUUGCCAUGGCGUGGAGGCCAAAUGGACAAAAGGCACUAUUCUCACCGUUGCGACCAAAGCAAACGCUGCAUCAGGCAGCGAUAGUGUGCAAAAGACUCCCAGUCUCGAGCCAACACCUGAGGAGCUUCACCAGACCCCUGAUCACCAUGGCGUCUAUGGCUUUCUUUGGGUCGGCAUGACCCCGAGCGAUGAGACCAUCGAGUCCCUGGCCGAAUCACCUGUUGAGGAUGCCACGGCAGACGCCAACGAUGACCAGAGCAAGGAUCCCAAGAAGAAAAAGCCCAAGCUGCAGGGAAAGAAGCAUAGGCGGGAUCUAACGGUGGCCAGUUCGACUGAUGAAGAGAUACGCAUUCUCCCGAAAGAUGAGAGUGCCUUGCGAGUUGUAGUCAACCUCAAAGGCAAGAACCUGUCCCUGCUGAAACUCAGCAACAGAGACAACACUUCAGGAACCUGCAUUUCAGAGAGUGUCAAGGCGGACAACGUUUUCUUUUUCCGUGCUUUUCGCAAAGAUGAUAUCAAAGGUGUGGGUGAGCGCCGCACCUUCUUCAAGGAAACAUUCAACAAACUGAGGGAUGCCAUGGAGAAAGAUGGCAACGAUGGUGUAGCGAAAGCUCUUAAGGCUAUGGCACGCGUUGCGGCUCCUUCAGGAGCCCCUAAGAAAAUCACUGCCACGUCCGGCGGUCAAAAACAACUGGCGAAAGCAAAUGAUAGCAAGAGCACUACCAAAAAUCCUCGUGCCCCCAAGUCUGACAAGGCGGACCCGCCACAAGCAACUGCCGCCAAGUCCGGCAAAGCAACUCAGGGUACUAAGAGAAAACAACCAGACAUUGACAGUUCUACAACGCAAUUGCAAGCAAACAAUGCAGCUUCCGCCAAAUCAAAGAAGCAAAAAAAGUUGACGACUUCCAAUCCGGCAUCGUCAACGGCUACAAAGGGCAAGGACACAGCCAAAACUAAAGCUCGACCUCCAACCGAGUCAGAAGACAACGCUAGCACCGCCGUUCUUGAUCAUGAAAUGGACCAGCAAUUAGGGAGACAAGCCACAGUGACUCAUAACAAUAAUGAAGUAGUCGAGCAACUCGGCAUUGUCCACAACGGCUAUCCCCUCUCUGCUCUUCCAGGCACACCGGACUCACCGGACUCCCUGCUUGGACCCGAAAAUAGCCAUACUGCAGUUGCCAGUCGUACGGCCAACGAUCACACUCAUUAUCUCUCGUCAACCUCAACCCUUCGUCCCACUGCCCCAUAUCCUGUCCCGACUUUAUCUGAAGCACGAAACAAACAUCAAAUAGAUCAAAUGAAUGAUGAGGCUCAGCUCAGGUUGCUGGAACAAAACGAGUUAGACCAAAACAAGAUUCAUCGGGGCAUUGAGGCUCGGAAGGCUCAGCAACAGCAUUCUUGGCAGCAACAUUCCCGUCCUUCACAAACGCGCCGUCAGUUGUCUAACCACCUCGGUCAGCCAUUGAGCCAAUUUUUUCAGCAGCCUGCUUUGAAGCAGCAGCCUCGUCCUCGACAGCAGAACUAUCCGCAGGCAAACCCAUUCUACGUGGAGCCGACCCAGCCGAUGCUACAACUACCGCAUCAGUUGGGUCAAUCCAACUCCAGGUACAUGCAGAACAUCCAGUCUUCCGGCGUACAGCUCCCCAAGGAAUACAAUACGGCAGGGGAACUCUUUACCCCUCUGGGCCGCGAAGUCAUUUCACUGGUAUCCAAGAUGGACUGCCACAGCGAAAGCAAUGUCAAUGUCAUCAAAUAUACCACCACAAUGCUUGGUCAACUUUCCAGCACUUCGAACUCGCCCAACAUGAUUUUCCAAUUGCGUCUCAGCCCGCCAGCUCCUGGCUUGGAUAUCAAAACCGCUAUUGACCCAUUGCUCUCGGAAUUUUCUAGUCUCUUCCCUGAGUUGGCGCAUGAUCUCAAUAGGGAAACCUUCACCAUUCUCCUGCACGCCCUCCGCGUCUCUGACAAGACAGUCGAGUAUAACAUGAUUCACCAGUUCAUAUAUGGCUUCACCCGCGAGCUGGCCAAGCAGCGUGCUGGCAAGGGCGAUCAGCAUGCCCUCAGUGCUGAGAAUCUAUCUCUAAUUGUUCAAGGCGCCAUCAACGUCGCCCGUGAUCUUUUGUACCAUCGCAAUAGCGUCCACAAGCGUGGAUUCCGAGAGGAACAGCAACGGCAAGCGGUGCAGACCAUGACAGUUGACGAAAUGGCUGACGACAACAGCCCUGGAUUGCCCCUUGGUCAUGGAGAAUACGACGACACUGAAGGUGAAGAGGGUGACUAUGAGGGUAUGGACAACUCCGCAUCCUACGCGCACACCAGUUUUGCGCCGAUAGACGAUGGAGAGGAGUUUGUUGACGAUGACUAG